Drosophila biarmipes is the source of this 1057-nucleotide messenger RNA. RefSeq lists its product as uncharacterized. The record is from RefSeq and is a predicted model, not a curated record. The transcript has a single exon. Lineage: Eukaryota; Metazoa; Arthropoda; Insecta; Diptera; Drosophilidae. The coding region runs from base 96 to 1028 and encodes 310 amino acids.
UGAGCUAGUAGUAUUUUGAACUUUGUCAGUGUCAGUUUUUUGGGUCCAUAUCAAAAUUAUGUCGUGUAAGUAAGCCUGAUAAUCUUAGCACAAAAAUGUCUGCGCCGUCAUCCUCCCGAAGCAUCCAGGCCAGGAGUACCCCUAAGGCUCCUGCAGCUCCUCCAACCGAUGCGUUGACCCGGAGUCAAAAACGGCAGCAGAAGCGGAAGCAGCGCCUCCAGGAGAUGCAGAGUCUGCUGUACACCAAGCACUUCUCCAACUGCCGGCUGCCCGUGUCAGUGGCCUCUUCUUCCGAUGAGCAGCUGCUCCAGCUGAAGCGCUUCGGCUCGUUGACCGAGCCGCCCAGCAGCAGAAGGAACCCGCUCUUUGUGAUCCCGUCCAACGAUUCACCGUGGGCCCGCCUGCGCCUGGUGGCCUGUCCAUGUCACGGAUGCCGCUGCUCCGUGGAACCCAGCGCUUUGUUGGGCCACUAUCUGAGCGACCAUUUACCGGGCCUGGGAGUUCCGUUCUUCGAACUGCAGAUGGGCAAGAAGGUGUCCCUAAGCUGCCACAUCAGCAGCAUGGAACGCGAUGUCAACACGCUGCUGGGCGUCUAUGGUUACCGGCGCACAGGCCUCAAUCCACUCAAAUGCCACCGGAACACCCACUUGCCGGCGGAGUACCGCCACUUCUCCCAGCACAGCGCGCUCAUGAUCUUCGGCUGCCGCACCGCACACUCGGUGCUGUGGGAGAGGAAGCGCGUGAAGCACGAGGUCCUGGCCAUCUGGGUGACAUCUCCGCUGCAGGGUGUGGCCAUCACACUGCGCCUUCUGGUACAGCCGGCCAAAUCGCCGCGCUACUACUCCAAGCAGAUCAAGGCGCGUCCCAUCCUGCCCUGGACGGCGAACCAGCCCUGCAGCGAGUUCAUCAAGACGGACAGCAACGUGAUACUCAUCAGCUUCGAGGACCUGCGACAGCUAAUGGAUCUGGAUGUGUGGCAGCAGAUGCUGACCGUCGAACUGAAGGUGGUCAGCGAGACAAAAAUAUAAUGCAACAAUAAAACUACAGACUAAUUGGA